UGCGGCUCGUCGCCUCUCUCCCUCCUUCCUCUUCCUCGUCCUUCGAUUCGUCGACUACAAGAUGCACCGCUUCCUCCUCGUCUUCCUCGCCCUCACCCUCGCCCUCGUCGCCAUCGCCGCCGAGGUCCAAGAGCAGUUCGUCCUUGGCCAAUGGAGCAAUGAUCCCGAGGCUCCGCUCGACAAGCUCACGGCGCACGAGGUCAAGUACGACACCGACGACGACGGCGCUCACUGGGCCUGCUCGGACGCCGACGAGGCUUCUGAGCCCACCGAACAAGCUCCCGCCGCCGCCCAGGCCGCCCAGAACGACGCCGACGACUUCUUUGACCUACUCGCUGGGUUCGCCAAGGGCUUCAUGGGCAAAGAGGGGCCCGACGGGAUGGGCGGAGAGUGGACGCGCCGGAUCGUCACGGGUUCGCCCUGAGACGUCGUCUUCAAGCUCGUCCUCUCGCGCCGACCGGCCCUCCUCUCGCACGCCUCGACUCUCCGCAUUCCUCGUUCGCCUUCUUGCCCUCUUUCUGCGCAUCCUCUCUGCCUGCGGUGCAAUUUCACUCUGUGCCCGUC
Messenger RNA from Rhodotorula graminis WP1, 564 nucleotides. RefSeq lists its product as uncharacterized. The annotation marks the transcript as partial. NCBI's taxonomy places the organism in Eukaryota, Fungi, Basidiomycota, Microbotryomycetes, Sporidiobolales, Sporidiobolaceae. The record is from RefSeq and is a predicted model, not a curated record. The transcript has 5 exons.